GAAAGUAGCAGGUUAGGUGCAGCCGGCGGGGUGAGUGAGCGCGGGCCAGACUCGCACUCGGCUAUUGUUGCCAGGACAGCUAGUUACCGGGGGCUGCCGGGACCGCGGCGAGAGACAGGCCCAGCGGCAGCCAUGAGCGGCGGGGUGUACGGGGGAGAUGAAGUUGGGGCUCUUGUUUUCGAUAUUGGUUCCUAUACAGUGAGAGCUGGCUAUGCUGGUGAGGACUGUCCAAAGGUUGACUUUCCCACUGCUAUUGGUGUGGUACUGGAAAGGGACGAUGGCAGCACACUGAUGGAAAUAGAUGGUGACAAAGGCAAACAAGGGGGCCCUACUUACUACAUAGACACCAAUGCACUGCGAGUUCCAAGGGAAAACAUGGAGGCUAUUUCACCCUUAAAAAAUGGAAUGAUUGAGGACUGGGAUAGUUUCCAGGCAAUUUUGGAUCACACAUACAAGAUGCAUAUUAAAUCUGAAGCAAGUUUGCACCCUGUCCUAAUGUCUGAAGCACCAUGGAAUACCAGAGCAAAGCGUGAGAAAUUGACAGAACUGAUGUUUGAACAUUACAAUAUCCCUGCUUUUUUCUUGUGUAAAACUGCAGUUCUUACAGCCUUUGCUAAUGGUCGAUCCACAGGCCUAAUUUUGGAUAGUGGAGCAACUCACACCACUGCUAUUCCAGUGCAUGAUGGAUAUGUACUUCAACAAGGCAUUGUAAAAUCACCCCUUGCUGGAGACUUUAUUACUAUGCAGUGCAGAGAACUGUUUCAGGAAAUGAACAUUGAGCUAAUCCCUCCAUAUAUGAUUGCAUCAAAGGAAGCAGUUCGCGAAGGAUCACCAGCAAAUUGGAAGAGAAAAGAGAAGUUACCUCAGGUCACGAGAUCUUGGCACAACUAUAUGUGUAAUUGUGUAAUUCAGGAUUUUCAAGCCUCCGUCCUCCAAGUGUCAGAUUCAACCUAUGAUGAACAGGUGGCUGCACAGAUGCCGACCGUUCAUUAUGAAUUCCCCAAUGGUUAUAAUUGUGACUUUGGUGCAGAACGUCUAAAAAUUCCCGAAGGACUAUUUGACCCUUCUAAUGUAAAGGGCUUAUCUGGCAACACAAUGCUGGGUGUUAGCCAUGUUGUUACCACAAGCGUUGGAAUGUGUGAUAUAGACAUCAGACCAGGCCUCUAUGGCAGUGUGAUCGUAGCAGGAGGAAACACUUUAAUACAGAGUUUUACAGACAGACUGAACAGAGAGCUCUCUCAGAAAACUCCACCAAGUAUGCGGCUGAAGUUGAUAGCAAACAACACAACAGUGGAGCGGAGGUUCAGUUCAUGGAUUGGUGGUUCAAUUUUGGCUUCUCUGGGUACCUUUCAACAAAUGUGGAUCUCUAAACAAGAGUAUGAAGAAGGAGGGAAGCAGUGUGUAGAAAGGAAAUGCCCAUAGACUUCACCCUACGAGAAACUGCUGCCUUCCCAAUGCUCCUUAUGUUUCAUAGCUUUAGUGUACUCAGGAAUGGGAUGGAAUCUUUUGUAGAAAGUUUAUACUGUUUUGGUUUUUUGCAUACUUCAAGAUCCAUUUUUACAAACCUUAGACAUUGUUUAAAAGGCCUAACUGGUCCCGUCACAGAAAAUGGAUGUUUCAUCCCUUGAAAUGCAAUAACUCUUAUUAUAAGUAUUUUAUAAUUUUGUAUAAAUGUCUAUUUUCUCUAAAAAUCUUUUCCUGUGGGUAGCUUUACAGGUUAGCUGGUAGAUGCAAUGCUUUGAAAUGCCCUUGCAUCAAAUUUAUUAAAAAAAAAUCUUGUCUACUUUUACAGAUUAGUCUUCCCUGUUGAUAUGCUGUCCUUAACAAAUUACUCUAAUUUGUCUUUUAAAAAAAUAAAAUGGUUCCGUUUUCACAUUUUGAGCAACACUGGUUUUCAGCAAGCAUUCAUACUCUUCUGUAAUUAAUAAACAAUCCAGAUGGAAAACUAUUUUUUAUACUUAUAUCUAUCUGAGGCAGCCCAUUUCAAUCUAAACUGUGAAGCUGCUGCAAAUAGCACUAGCCUUGUAGUGGAAAAUGUUCUCUUGAUAUUCUCCUCUUUCAUGGUGUACUAUGAAGUAGUUAAGGCCCAGAAUAUAGGCUAUGUAUAAAUUUGGUUCUAAAACUAUUAUGAAUAGAAGUGAGUUCAUUUCAGUGAAUAUUUGGCAUAUACCGUACUUUCCACCUUCAGAGGUAUGAGAAUGCACUUAGCUUAGACAACGUGUGUGAUCUAGGUUAGUAGCGUAUUCAUUUUAGAGAUUGGGAACCUGAGGCAGUGACUGCCUAAAGCCACAAAGGAAAUUUUGUGUCCAAGCUUGGUUUACAAAUCAAGACCACCUGGCUUUGUUCUGUAUUUAGAUUCCACCCCUGCCAUAAUGAAGUUUUGGUUCUGAAUUUUAAAAUUCCCCUGUUAGAAAAGCAGUGCCCAUUUGUUCUUUAAACCAGUGAUCUCCCCCGCAGUUCGGCCAGGAGUCUGAGCGGCUUUUUUUGUUAUUGUUGCUUCGACGGUUUGGCUGGGAGCAGGGGGUGCGUGCUCAAAAAUUUUUUACUGAUGGGGUGCACGAUCAAACGAGUUUGGAGACCACUGCUUUAAACAAUUAAAAAUGGCCACAUGAAAGCUCUUGACACCCUAACAAUUAGGUUUACAAUCUAAUAAUGAUAAACCAAUACCAAUGAUAAACUGUAUAAAAUUGUCAUACAGGAAAUAAAUGAACACAGCUCGCCAAUAACUUAAAAUUGAAAUGCUCCUUUAUCUCCAUGGAAUAGACCCCUUAACCUCAUCAACUAAAUGACUUUAACAGCAUGCCUUGAUGGUCAUCAGUUUGGGCUAUUUUGGAUCGAAGGAGAGACCAAGUUCCAGAUUCUCAGGGCUGUCGGCUGCUAGCACCGGCUCCUCUCAAAACAAGGCAGGAUCCAACUCAAGUGCCUCUGACUGCAACUGCAGUAUGGCAUACAGAGAGGGGUGAUCAUUGUGGUAGUCAGGGUAGGACAAAUAAACUGAUUAGGAGAAACUUAAAUGGUGAAAGUAAACAAGACUCUUAUAACUGUACAACCACAUUCAAGUGCCAUUAGUGAAAUGUCAGGAUGUAUUGAAUAUAUGUUAACAGGGCAAGGAGAAAAUAAAGUUGACUUUUAUUAUUACUCUCUACACUUAAGAAGGAAAACGCUAUGAUGCAGAAUGCCAGAGCCUGUUUAUGUGUAUAAAUAAUGGAAUAAUUUAUACCCCUCUAUCAAUUAUAGAGUGAGGGAAAGCACACUAUACUUUCUUCUAGGACAAAAAAAAUUAUAGUAUGACUAAAAAAAAUCACUCAUCUGCAACAGUUAACUAGUGCCUUUCCCAGAGCAAAAACAACUUCAUCUACUUAAAAACAAACCCCUCCCCACAUUUUUUGCUGUUUAUCCUUUAUGCUGCAAGGGAAUAUUUAGGAAGGCUAAUAUUUUCUCAGGUAUUUGAUUCCAUCACAACUUGUCCUAUUUGAUUACUUUUGUAGGUGGUAGUGUUAAAUGCAGCUAGUUUUGUGGAAGGUUAUGUUUGUAAACAGUGAUUCUACUUUAAUUUUGUAAAAGAUUCAAUGAGUGGUUAUUGGUAUGCAACUCAACUCCUGUUCACUAUGAAAUAGAGUACUAAAGAUGAGUUAGCUCUUAUGUCUUACCUACUCUAUCUAGGUAAAAGUAGAGUUUCACUUAGAGACAGGAAAAAGUUCUCUUCUGCAUUGACUAGGACAAUUAAUUGAAUCCAAGGUGGUUGUUGCUGCAUAUAGCAUGGUUGAAUCUAGCCACAUCUGUCCUUUCCUUCAAAGCUACUUCUUUCAAACAGGUACUGCUAACUGUACUCUUAAUUUUUAAUUUAUUUCUUAACUAAACACUCUGGAAGACCAAAAAUGUUCUACAAGUGCAAGUCAGGUGCAUUGAAUGGUUUUGUAAUGGAAUAAUUGCCUUCUGUACAGAUAUAGCUUUUAGGCAGCUCAAGUUACAUACACAUUUUCAGUGUUGCAGAAUUAUAGAAUUCAGUUGUCCCGUUGAUUAAGUCUCCAUAGUAGAUCCCAGCACCAGUUGCAUUCAAUUAAUUAUCAAUUGACAGCUAACAAAUAUCUUUAUUAAUAGGGAAGAGCUGGGUGCUGCUAUGUACAUCUUAGUAUACAUCAUACAUGAAACUACCUAAACUUUAAUUGCAAAUAGCAAAGUUGUCCUUAACUUGUUACUUAGGUAUCAAGUGUUGUGCUACUAAUAAUGCAAAUAUUUAUUUCUGAAGAAUAUUUGAAAGCUUUCCCCUGCCAGGAACAUAAUUAGGCUGCAGGCUCUAAUGUGAUAAAGCAAAGAGCCAGCAACUUACAAAAAUAAGUGUAGGGCUAUGUUAGAAAAUGUCAACAUUUCCACUGAAUCUACCAAAGAUAACCAGGAAUUUAGCCUGUGCUAUCUUCAAGCUACUCCCUCCUUACUAAGAAAACUGGGAGACAGCUAUCAAGCCAGAUUUAAAAUUAAUUUGACUGAGACGUGCCCUAUCUAUUUACCAUUGCUUUCUGUAGAGAUGUUGCUCUUGAACUUUCUAUUCCUUUCCCUUACCUACUUGAUUUCACAACUAGGUGGUCAGUUUGCUGGUGUAAUUUGCUGCCUAAUGCAUUUGUUAUUUUGUUGUACUUAAAUAGAGCAGUCCAGGGCACUGGACAGCUGCUAUAGCUUGUAUAAUGUGCUAUGCUAAGUG
Trachemys scripta elegans is the source of this 4699-nucleotide messenger RNA. It is a transcript of the gene ACTL6A, whose product is annotated as actin like 6A. The transcript has 14 exons. Gene Ontology annotation, biological process: regulation of transcription by RNA polymerase II; nervous system development. Bases 133 to 1422 code for a protein of 429 amino acids. Gene Ontology annotation, cellular component: NuA4 histone acetyltransferase complex; SWI/SNF complex. Gene Ontology annotation, molecular function: chromatin binding. Lineage: Eukaryota; Metazoa; Chordata; Testudines; Emydidae. The record is from RefSeq and is a predicted model, not a curated record.